AAACAGCGAUGGAAGUUACAUGGACGAUGAUAAUUCCCAUACUGUUUACAUGGUGACAACUGCUACUCAAACUAUACUGCCUUGUUCGACCAGGAAAAUCAAACCAGUGAAACAUCCUGGUCUUGUUCUUAAAACACCAAUAGCAUAUCAAAGCAAUACUGAUCCUUCAGUGAUACCUAUUCAAAAGGAUGGAAUUGCCGUUUGUGAAAAAUGUGGUGCCAUCGGCGUGAAACACGCUUUCUAUACAAGGGAACGUCGUUUCUGUAGCAUGGCAUGCGCCCGUGGCUACAGCGGUCUCAUUCCCGAACCUCUACCUCAAACGAACCAAACCACCCCUGACACCAAACACUACGCCGAACAUCGCUUUAAAAUGGAACUCGAAGAGGACUUGACUGGUUUUGUGGCAGACCAGCAACUACCACAACUACCUCCCCCUCCUGCAGCACCUCCUAUUGAUGAUAACGUUUUACUUAGUCGCCGCAAACCUUCCGAACUGGUCAACUCGUACGAUUGGGAGCCCCAUUUAGAUGACGUCAAUUUUUUCGCUGCUCCAGUUACAUGUUUCAAACACGCUCCUAUUUCUGACAUUUGGAGUAAUAUUUUGGUUGGAAUGAAAGUCGAAGUGGAGAACACAGACUGCGACAACGUAUCUGAAGCAUUCCCUGAUUCGUUUUGGGUUGCUACAGUUAUGAAAAUCAUAGGUUAUAAAGCCCUGUUACGAUACGAGGGCUUCGGUAUGAACGAAUCUAAAGAUUUUUGGGUAUCAUUGUGUUCUAACCAAGUGCACCCAGUCGGGUGGUGCGCUACGCGUGGGAAACCCCUCAUACCACCCAAAACAAUCGAGAACAAGUACAGUGACUGGAAAGAGUUCCUCUGCAAAAGACUAACAGGUGCUCGCACGUUGCCUUCAAACUUUAGCAAUAAAAUCAAUGACAGCAUGAAAUCACGUUUUCACCGCGGCCUGAAUCUCGAAGUGGUCGACAAAAAUCGCAUAUCGCAGGUUAAAGUUGCCAUGGUUCACAAGAUAAUCGGAAAACGUCUAAAUGUGAAAUAUUACGAUUUACCACCAGAAGAUGCUGGUUUUUGGUGUCACGAAGACUCGCCCUUAUUGCAUCCUGUAGGUUGGGCUAAAAAAGUGGGUCAUCAUCUUGUCGCGCCCGUCGACUAUUUAGAAAGGGUUAACGAGGGCAUCUUUGACGAAGACGAUGCCACCGAAGACCUGUUUAAUCCUGUGCAAAUUGGGUCUAGAGACAGCUCAUUAACUGCCGGAUUUUGUAUUGGAAUGAAGCUGGAAGCAAUCGAUCCUUUAAAUUUGUCUUCUAUUUGCGUGGCCACGGUCAUGGAUGUAUUACGGUGCGGCUACAUUAUGAUCAGAAUUGACACCUACGAAUCUGAUGCGACCGGUGCCGAUUGGUUCUGUUACCAUGUGUCUUCGCCGUGUAUAUUUCCUAUAGGUUUCUGUCAACGUCACAGCAUUCCCUUGACGCCGCCAAAAGGCUACGACUCUGCAACGUUCAACUGGAAACGUUAUCUGUUGGACACGAGUAAUGUACCAGUGAAUCCAUGCAUGUUUGCUCCGCUCAAAACCAAUCACGGUUUCGUCGAAGGCAUGAAGAUGGAAGCUGCCGAUCUUAUGGAUCCUCGUCUCGUCUGUGUCGCUACCGUGGCCAAAGUAGCUGGUCGACUCCUGAAGGUUCACUUUGAUGGUUGGGAGGACGAGUAUGACCAAUGGCUCGACUGUGAAAGCUCGGACAUUUAUCCGGUUGGCUGGUGCCAUAGUGUCGGCCAUAAGCUCGAGGGACCCAAAGUGGUUCCAAAGCAACCAAAUGCUGUUAUUAGGUCACCAAAAGGCUUGAAAAAACGAGGCAGAAAAAAGAAAGGUAAAGACAGUCCUCCAAAAAAUCAACAGACAAAUAAACUGACCAAGUCUGAGCCUCCUCCUGCUGCUACAAUGAAAAACGAAGUCCUCGAAGAAGAAAUAGAUGAUGAUAACAUCCAAGAGCCGGAAACUGGACAGGAACCUUCCGGACCAGAUCAAAGCAUGCCUGUGCCUUCAGAACUGCAACCGCCACCAGAACGCAAGGCUACGUCUUACAUUAAUACCACUGGCAGUACCAGUCCAAAGGUAAUUCCUCGGUUAAUAGACAGUUCUGGGACCCCAAAUGAAACCAAUGGCCUUUGUCCCGAAGAAUGGAAUGUUUUCGAUGUAGCCCCAAAUUGGUUACAAAAAAACUAA
This is a messenger RNA of Agrilus planipennis (emerald ash borer), 2236 nucleotides long. RefSeq names its product polycomb protein Sfmbt-like. Gene Ontology annotation, cellular component: nucleus. The transcript is spliced from 6 exons. Gene Ontology annotation, molecular function: zinc ion binding. Gene Ontology annotation, biological process: regulation of DNA-templated transcription. NCBI's taxonomy places the organism in Eukaryota, Metazoa, Arthropoda, Insecta, Coleoptera, Buprestidae. The record is from RefSeq and is a predicted model, not a curated record. The coding region runs from base 20 to 2236 and encodes 738 amino acids.